Messenger RNA from Daphnia pulex (common water flea), 1695 nucleotides. Its product is annotated as chymotrypsinogen A-like. The transcript is spliced from 8 exons. The record is from RefSeq and is a predicted model, not a curated record. Lineage: Eukaryota; Metazoa; Arthropoda; Branchiopoda; Diplostraca; Daphniidae. Bases 251 to 1564 code for a protein of 437 amino acids. Gene Ontology annotation, biological process: proteolysis. Gene Ontology annotation, molecular function: serine-type endopeptidase activity.
UCAGAUCGACAGUGUCCUCGUUGCGUUGUGGUUUGUGCGCCGAAGAAGACAAUCACCCGCAACAGAAAAGUAUUUUGCAAAUGCAAACAGUUUUCAAAUGUUGCGUGAAACCGCGUAACUAGUGACGUCUUCACCGCGGCACUUGAGUCAAUAUUAAUGUCCUGUUAUUAACGGCAACCCUAUCCACCGCAUCACUCGGGAGUCAUACAUAUUUAUAGGAGCCGGAUUUAGAUUGGCAGUUCAUUACAACAUGAACGUUUUAUUCAUGCACACCGCCUCGUCCCGUCUGUUCUCCUCUGUUUGGGUGAUUGCCCUGCUGUCAGGUUGUCUGGGCGAGCUGAGACCCGCUUUGCAUAUCAACCAGACUGUUCUGAGCAUCAGCGACAAUAAUUCGUCAGCGCAGUUACGUCAAUACACAUGUGGUACAACUACGACUGUGUACGUCUCCAAAGGAUAUCAGGGACGUUUUGCAUCUCCGAAUUAUCCCAAUUUGUACAGCGGAGGGGCUGAUUGUUUAUGGACAUUGACUACAUCGACUGACGCUCAAUUCACGCUCAUUUGCGACCCGCUAUCCAUUUCCUGUACCGGAGACUAUCUCCUGUUUUCGCCCAGUGGAGACACGGCAUUCAGAGAUGCUGCCAACCCCAUAUGCGGGAGUGGGAGGUUACAAGUGACGUCAAAGGCAAAUUCUAUCGCGAUCGCAUUUCAUUCGUCCUAUUACACGAAUGGCGGUGGUUUCUCUUGUGUCGCCCAGGCUCAAGCUCCGCCCACUACUUCUACCCUUGCGCCUACUCCGAAUUGUCAAUGCGGAAUCAAGGGACAGAACCGCGUAGUUGGGGGUCAAAGUGCUGGAGUAACCGAAUGGCCCUGGCAGACUUUAUUGGCUGAUAUCAGUCCGUCUGGCGGAGGCAACCAAUAUUGCGGGGCGACUUUGAUCUCGCCAAAUUGGGUUCUCACGGCCGCUCACUGCACUCACAAUCGAAUUGCAGCCAAUAUUGGAGUCGUUGUGGGACAAUACGACACGAAAAGCUUGUCGUCAACCUCACAGGUCCGCAGAGUGAGUCAAAUUGUUCAACAUCCGAAUUUUAAUCGAACGACCGUCAACCAUGAUAUCGCUCUGCUUAAACUUGAUUCGCCUGUUAGUCUCACUGCAGCCGUUCGACCCGUCUGCCUACCGACUCGUUUUGUUAAUUACAAUUUCGACAAACAAAUCGGAACUGUUACCGGGUGGGGAACAACGAGCUUUGGUGGAACAGCUUCGCCGAAUUUAUUAGAAGUUGCGCUGCCAAUUAUUUCGACUGAAAACUGUCGGCUCAAUUCGAUUGUUGGAUCCAAGAUUACUGAGAACAUGUUCUGCACUUAUGCCGAGAAUAAAGAUGCUUGUCAAGGAGAUUCCGGAGGUCCGUUGAAUUGGAUUGAUCCUCAAACAGGUCUAGGGUACAUCGUUGGAAUCACCAGCUUUGGGAUCGGUUGUGCAAAACUCAAUACACCUGGCGUCUAUACGAAAGUUACUAAUUACCUAUCAUGGAUUCAACAAAACACAGGGACUAUUUGUUCGGUGUAAUAAGACCAUAGCGCAUGAUAGCGCAUGCACGGAGCAUAGGAAAGCACUAAAACUAUUAUUAUUCCUACCUUAUUUGCUUGCAAAAUGUUGAAUUUUAUCCGUGACUAUAAUAAACGCAUUAUUUCUUUCGA